UUAUUGAAUUUCCUAAACCGACACAAAAAGAGCAAAAUGUGAAAUGUAACGUUAGGCCAUAAACGAAGCUCUACAUUUCAGUGUCUCUCUAUAUUAAAGAUGUUAAAUGCAAGUUAAUUGAAUCCUCCCCUCAUCGGUACAUGAACAUUUACGCAUUUAUUUGGCAGACGCUUUUAUCCAAAGUGACGUACAUUACAUGAUCCUAGAUGUUGUCAUCACAGGUCAAUUGUCAAUCACGUAAAUUGUAGAAGUAACUGAUUAUGUUUCUUUUUUAAAUAAAUGUUUACUCACUUUCAGGCUGCAAUAUGAUGCGCAUGCAUCAUCUGCGUCAAUAAUAAUCAGUAAAAAAAGGAAAAGAUUUGAGCAACUGCCCGCCCUACGCCUUGUGACGUAGGCAAGCGCGGGCAUUUCGGAAGUGGCAAUGGAGACAGACUGACUAAACUGACAAGAUUUUAAAAGCUUGUAAACAUCAAACGGGUUAUUUUACAAGGUUUAUUACUGAGAUCAGAUUGUGAGAUGAAGACCUACCUCUGUAGUAGUCUGAAUGCAGCCCCUCUCUCUGUGGCUGGCCAGACCAUCCUAGCAGCACUUCGGGUCCAGUAUCUUCAGAGAGCUGACAGAUGCAGAGCUAUUUCUUGUGGUAGAGGAUUCAGACUUUCUGAGCAAAAUAAUUUGUUCACGGAAAAAACUAACUCUCAUACGGAUAGACCAGAGAGUUCUCAAUGUUUUUCUCUAAAAGAAAGCGGGAACCAGAAUUCUCAAGAUCCAAAGCCGAGCCAAGACUUGAAUUUAAAUAGAUUGGACUUUUCUAAGCGUUUUGAGCCAAAAGGUGUGCUCAGUGAUGAGAAGAUUGAAAUGUACCAUGCUGCUUUCGAUGAUGUUGUUCAUCCCAAUACUCAGUCUAUUGAGCCAGUAGCACAGGGAGAGGUGCUUUCACCUGUUUCUGGCAUUUUUUUUGAGAGAAUCACCCAGGGUUACCAAGCUCUGACAGAAUCAAAGGGACAAAUGCUAACCCUCAGCAAAAGGAGGUGGAUUCUUCCUGAAAAGAUUUUAGAGUGCGAUAAUCCACAUGAAGCUCCUCCAAUGAAAAAGUGCUGCUUUGAACAGCUUUCAUUGCCUAUGGACAACUGCAAUAAGGCAUCCAGAGAAAAACUAAAAGUGGACAAGCAGACUAAGAAUAAAAAAAUCAACCCAUUUUGUAGCCACCAAUCAUAUUCAGGAGAGAAUGGUUUCAUGAAUAAGGAGUUGCUUGAAAGAGGUAACAUUGAUCCACACUUUGGGGUCAUCUCAGAAACCAAGUGUGACCAAGCUGUGUUUAUACAAACACAGGCUGGUCUUCUAUCAAAUGCAGUGAAACCGAAAUCUAGGUUGCCAGGUCUGGAGACAAGCCUUUUCCCACAAGACAGAAGACACUCAAAGUCAUCUGCUUCAGAGGAAAGCUGUCUAUAUUUCCAAAGAUGUGAGAGCAGCACUGUUCAUGAAUGUGAUCAGAACACAUCUGUUAAACCAGAUGAAUUACUGGACUUAUCGAAGCAGAAAGAAGACAGUGGAUCUGAGAGAACUCCGAUUCUCAAGGGUAGAACUAAUUUCCUCCAGCCUGACGACAUUGCAUUACCGAUGCUUUUUGGAGAGAAAAAUUGCGUGAUGGAGUCUACACUGCCCAUCACCCUUGAAGGUGCACAGCCCAGCAUCCAGUCCCUCACACAGGAAGCUCAUAAGACCACUUUAUCCCCUGAGAAGAGUAGCAGGACACAAAGAAACUGGAGUCUAACUACCAGCCCCGCAAGUUCCAAAGUACAGCUCUCCCACAAGGCAGCCGUAAAAACAGGCUCAGUGCAGCCCUUAAAAAGAACAAAAGUGCCUCGGUGUGAGGUCCAGAGACCGAGACACCGCUUCAGACCCCAGAGAGAAUCAAGUCAAGAAUGGAAGGAAUCAAACCUCUCCGAAGCACCCAGGCCUUCUGUAGCAAGUCACAUAGGAUCUAAUACAUUGCCUUCAGAAACGGAUAGAAAUGAAGAGUUGACCACAGCAACCUCAAAAGGAGGCUUUAGUUUGACCUCUGAUCCUAGAGUGUGUGACACAGGCCGUCUCUCAGAAGAGGAACGAGGGCGUGUGUGUGAGGAGGCUGGAAGAGCAAGAGCAUUGGUUGUUACUAUGGUGUACCAGGAUGGCACCAUACAACUGGACCCAGAGCAGAGAUCAUGUCCUGCCGUGUGUGGCCUACUGGUUCUGCUGAAGGGGGAUUUGGACUCGGAGAGUCUUGAGGAAAGACCGCAAGAGAAAGUGCUAUACCUCAGACUAGAGCAGACACCAACGUGGGCCCAACAAGACCUUGAACACAAUCAGAAGACCAUUACCAGAGAACUGCUGCUGCAGAUGGUGUGCGGCAGAAAGCCAAUUGUGUGCUUUAAAGCCAAAGACCUACUCCGUACAGCGCUGAGACAUUUCAGCAAAGACCUGAGCUGGAAGCAAGUGUUGGGGUGUCAGAUAAUGGAUCCUCAGAUUGCAGCCUGGUUGUUAGAUCCAGCCGACCCCGCAUCCUGCUUUCAGACCCUGGUCUACAAACACUACAUACAUCCAGUUACACGCACAUCACUGCAACCUGUGCUCGUACAAGCCAAGGUGACUCAAGUGAUCUCAAAUUUAUCACUUCUUCAUGGACUAAUGGAUGAAUUGCAUAACAAGCUUCAGACUCAAGGCCUGUGGCAGCUCUAUUCUGGCAUAGAACAGAUGAUGAUUCCAGUUCUGGCAGCAAUGGAGAGUUAUACAAUUCAUGUGGACAAGGAAGCCUUAAAAAAGACUUCAGAAAUGCUAGGGUCUAAACUGAAGCAGUUAGAACAGGAGGCUCAUCAGGCUGCAGGUCAACAGUUCUUGGUGUCCAGUAGUGCUCAGCUCAGACUGAUCCUGUUUGAGAAGUUGCGUUUGCAUGAACAGUGUGAGAAUAAGAAGCUCCCCAAAACCAUCAAACAGCAGCAGUCCACAUCCGAAACAGCAUUAUUACAACUACAAAACUUGCAUCCACUUCCUAACAUUAUACUACAAUACAGACAGAUCCACAAAAUCAAGACUGCAUUUGUGGAUGGCAUAUUGUCAUGUACGAACAAGACAUUCAUCUCUUCGACAUGGAAUCAGACGAGUACAGUGAGUGGCAGACUGUCGGCUAAACACCCUCAGAAUUUUCAAGCUCUUCCAAAGCAUCCUCUUCAGAUUUUGAAGAAGCAGUAUGUUCAUGGUAAAAAUUCUGAAGUGGUUUCUGUGCACCCUCGUGCCAUGUUCAUUCCACGUGAGGGUUGGACUUUCCUGUCUGCAGAUUUCUGUCAGGUGGAGUUGCGUCUCUUGGCUCACCUGUCGUCUGACCCCCAGCUGCUGGGAAUCUUUCAGAGACCUGAAGCAGAUGCCUUCACCAUGCUGGCAGCCCAGUGGAAGGGUGUGAGCGAGGACAAAGUGAGUCUGGAGGACAGAGAGCAUUCCAAACGUAUUGUCUACUCUUUGGUUUAUGGAGCUGGAAGAGAGCGGUUGUCUGGCAUUCUGGGCGUGAGCGCAGAGGAGGCCAGUCGUUUUCAGGACAGUUUCCUGCAGACCUACAGAGAAGUACAGGCUUUCAUCCAACACACCAUCCAGCACUGCCACAAACAAGGUUUUGUAAAGUCUAUAAUGGGAAGACGGCGUUGUCUCCCUCACAUUCAUUCUGCUGACUGGAGCCUUCGAAACCAGGCAGAGAGGCAGGCUGUCAACUUUGUACUACAGGGCUCAGCUGCAGAUCUUGCCAAAAUGGCCAUGAUCAAAAUCUGUUCCCAAGUGUCCUCCACCUCUUACACUGCCAGGUUGGUGGCUCAGAUCCACGAUGAGCUGCUGUUUGAGGUGGAGUUCGCACAAGUCAAUGAGUUUGCUGUUUUGGUUAAGAAGACCAUGGAAUCCCUUCAGCACAUCGAAAGUUUAGGAGUGAGUCUCUCUGUGCCCCUUAAAGUCUCACUGUCUACAGGACAGACAUGGGGCUCAAUGUGUGAGAUGAACCUCGUGUGAACCGCUGUAGCUACUUCUCCCCGAGUCUCUUGCUCUUCUUCGCCAUCCCAUCGCUAUGGUAACCGAGCAGCUGCAGCUCCUAAUUCUUCCCAUUGAAGUAUCCGAGGGCAACGGUAGGAGAGGUCUGGAUCGAACCAGUUCCAUUUUUGGGGGCUUCCUUAUCUUUCGCUGAUUCGUUUUUAUCCUUAAGUGUUCUGUUGUUGGAUUAUACUGUUCCUCACACUGUAGAAUCACUUAGAAUUCCCUUAAAUCUGUAAUGGGUUUUUUUCUUAACACCCUUAUAUUGGCUAAGCUGUUCACUUUACAACGUAUUUCUAUUUAUUAAGGAGACAAGUAUGAUUUAUGAGUUCAAUGUGGUUCUCAGAUGUUUAAUAUAAGGAUGGGUGUAAUUUCAAAUGUAUUACUGAAGCACGUGCUUGUGUCACUGCUAUCUGUCUCUCAGCCAAUGUAAUGGAACCUCUGUCUCCUUAUGAAUUUGA
This is a messenger RNA of Triplophysa dalaica, 4502 nucleotides long. Its product is annotated as DNA polymerase nu-like. The coding region runs from base 517 to 4023 and encodes 1168 amino acids. Gene Ontology annotation, cellular component: centrosome; mitotic spindle; HAUS complex. Gene Ontology annotation, molecular function: DNA binding; DNA-directed DNA polymerase activity. Gene Ontology annotation, biological process: centrosome cycle; DNA-templated DNA replication; spindle assembly. The transcript has 27 exons. Lineage: Eukaryota; Metazoa; Chordata; Actinopteri; Cypriniformes; Nemacheilidae. The record is from RefSeq and is a predicted model, not a curated record.